AUGGAGAGGAGUCAGGGUGGAUCUCCAUGGAAACACCGUCCCAAAGGAAGAGGCCCUCACCUGUACCCAUCCGCAGAGGGAGGUAGGAUCAGAAGGAACAGCAGAAGAAGUAAAGAGAAAGUAAAGACAGGAGGAUGGGCUUUGACCUGGAGCGCUUUGUGGGCUAUCGCGUGCAUCAGCAGCUGGCUGGUGCAUCACAGCUCCUGCCCUGAAGACAGACUACCGCUGGAGUCCGGGAGCCUCAAGCCUCUCUACAGGUACAUGCGUAAUGACCUCAACCGGCUGCAGAUCCGCUGUGUGAACGCAGACCAGGGCUGUGAAGUGGUCUGCUCCCUGGAGAACAUACACCCUCACCAAGACCUGUGCGACUUUGCCUUCAUCUCCUGUCCCAACACAGGAUGCCCAGUGCAGGUGGAGAGGAGGGGGCUGGAGGCUCAUCUGGCAGAGUGCAGUUUCCGGAGUCGGUCUUGUCCAAACGGCUGUGGCCACACGCUGCUGUCCGCCGAGCAGCCCCAGCACAACUGUGUCGCAGACUUGCGCACCGAGGUGGAAAUGCUCAGAGCGGAGAUGUUGUGCAAAGUGGAAGAGGUGAGAAGGGAGAUGGAGUCUCGUCUGGACUCACAGAGGAGGCACAUGGUUCAGAAAGAAUCACAGCUGAAGAACGAAGUGGAAGAGCUCAAGGGCCAGUUGUCCCGGGUGAUGGGUGAUGUCCGUGCUCUAUUGGGGGCAGAGCGUCUGAGGCGGCAGGAGCUGGCAGAGGUCGAGUUGGAGAAGAGGGAACUCCUAGAACUCCUCCGGGACCUUCCGCACAGAACAGCCCUCACUGAAGGAGCCUCAUCCAGAGAGCAGAGGGACCAGCGGCUGGAGCCUGCCCAGUCAUCUGAAUGGGCCCUGCUCACCGAGGCCCGUCUGCAGCAGAGAGAAGCCUCCAGCCUGAGCGCUCCAGGGGCCCCUCUCUCCCCUCAGUCCUCUGUCCACAGGGGGAGCACCCGCAGUCUCACUCUGGACUGCAUCAAGAAGAAGACCCGCGAGGUCACAGUCAUCUGA
Knipowitschia caucasica is the source of this 1047-nucleotide messenger RNA. The record is from the annotation of a GenBank genome assembly. NCBI's taxonomy places the organism in Eukaryota, Metazoa, Chordata, Actinopteri, Gobiiformes, Gobiidae.